AUGCGUGGCCCUCGUUCCCAAGACUAUGCGCCUCUGCCGUUGAGCGAGAAGGAGCCUCUUUCGCACAGAUCUCGACGCGACCAACGGUCGAAAGGCUUGGGCAUAUGGGUUCUACGAGCACUCGGCGCAUGCGUAGUUCUAUACGGAGCCUCCAACCUCCUUAAUGUCUCCAUCAACAAGUCCUGUGACAGCGUCAACGAAGGCUACCGCUGUAGCCCGAAGACGAGCCACUUCUGGGGUCAAUAUUCGCUUUGGUAUUCCGUACCCUCGGACAUCAACGUAGCGCCUCCGAAGGGCUGCGAAGUCACCUUCGCGAACGUCUUGUCCCGCCACGGCGGCCGCGAUCCCACUCUGGGGAAAACCCUCGCCUACCACAUCUUGAUCGCAGACAUACAAAACACGAGCACAUCGUAUCCGCAAGAGUUCAGAUUCUUGAAGGAUUACGAUUAUACAUUGGGUGCGGAUGAGCUGACGGAUGCUGGGAGGCAGGAAAUGGUCAACUCGGGAGCUCACUUCCACCGCCGUUACCGGAAGCUCAUCGACGACAACGUACCAUUCGUACGCGCGGGCGGACAACACCGUGUAGUUGAGUCAGCUGAGAGGUGGCUUGAGGGUGUCGCGCAAUCACUGAAGGAAGAGCCGCGAAAGAUCGAUGUGGUGAUUCCAGAAGGGCCGAAUUGGAACAAUACUCUCUCCCACGACAUCUGUCCAGCAUUUGAGGGCGGUCCACAUCAUGGUCUCGGGGAUAGGGCACAGCAUGUCUGGGCUGACAAGUUUGUGCCACCAAUCCAACAGCGCAUCAACUCUGCUCUUGGAACGAACCUCAGCGCCACCUCCAUCGUGUACUUGAUGGACAUGUGCCCAUUUGAUACAUUGGCGCAUCCGUCAGCCAAGAUGUCAGACUUCUGCAGAAUCUUUACGAAAAAGGAGUGGCGUGAAUACGACUACUUCCAGACACUGGGCAAGUUCUACGGCUACGGCGUUGGCAACCCGCUUGGUCCGACUCAGGGCGUUGGAUACGUCAAUGAACUGCUGGCGCGAUUAACGAACAAGCCUGUUGACGACAACACCAACACGAAUCGCACCCUAGACUCCGAUCCCAAGACAUUCCCCCUCGACCGCAAGGUAUACGCCGACUUCAGCCACGACAAUGACAUUAGUGGCGUUUUGGCUGCGCUCGGCCUUUACAACAAAACGAAGCCGUUAUCGAACACCACUAUCGAGGAUACAAAGAAGACACAUGGUUAUUCGGCAGCAUGGAGUGUGCCAUUUGCAGCACGUCUCUACGUGGAGAAGCUGCAGUGUAAGCACGAGAAGGAAGAGUCAGUUCGUGUCAUUGUUAACGACCGCGUACAUCCAUUGGACUUCUGUGGUGGUGACAAGCAUGGCAGGUGUACGUUGAGUAAGUUUGUAGACAGCCAGAGCUUUGCAAGGAGCGGUGGCCUUUGGGAUCAGUGUUACGAGUAG
Molecule: messenger RNA, 1467 nt
Organism: Alternaria arborescens
Lineage: Eukaryota; Fungi; Ascomycota; Dothideomycetes; Pleosporales; Pleosporaceae
Product: 3-phytase A
Exons: 2
Coding region: 1-1467 (488 amino acids)
Molecular function (GO): acid phosphatase activity
Source: RefSeq, a predicted model, not a curated record